CCCCUGACUCAGCGUCGGCCGAGAAUAAACGCGCCGUGGCGCACGGCAGCGCCGGCCGGCUGCCGUCGCGGCGGCGGGCCGCCUCUGCCGGCGGACCGGCGGAGGGGGCGAGCGCUGCCUCGUCCGCCUACCCGGCCCCUCCCACCUCAUCCGCUCAAUCGGGCCCUGUCAGCUUGCCCGCCCACCCGGGCCCUGCCACCCACGCCCCAACUGAACCCGCUGACCGUACGACGGUGGGUGUUCAGGGUCGCACUCAAUCGCCGGCCACUAGUAGAGCCUCCACUCCACGCUCUCCCUCAGCAUUGAAGACCCCACCUGCAGCCGCGGCAUCGCCGACCACCACAAAGAGCACCGCACGCCCAGCUCCGGAGACGGCCGACGGGUGUGCGCGGCCGCCCAGCAGGCCCGCUGUUACCGGCAGCGACCGCGCCGCCGGAGAUGGUGCUGAGGUGACCGCCUCGCCUGCAACGCGGCCUCCCAAGCAGCGGCCGGUGGCUGCGACCUCUGAUGAGUGCACCAGACCACUCAUGGCUUCCGCCGAGCGCACCAGACCUGCCAGCGGCCCUGAGACUGUUGCCACACCAGGCGGCCAGCAGGAGGAGCAGGAGCGGUGGGGACGCGGGCUGACCGGUGCAGCGGUGGCGGGACUGCCGGACAAAGCGGCAACGCACGGUGCUGCCAGUGGUAGCGAGCGUCUUCCUCCAGUGCCGGCGUCCGCACGCCGGCCUGCUGAAGCCGCCGACGGGGCGACGGACGGCACGUCGGCGCCGGCUGAGGGCGCUGUGGAUGUUGCAGGUGGAUUAAAGAAAACAUCGGAAAAUUAUUUGAAGACAGAUCAGAAGGACCUGACUGAAAACGAUAUCUCUGAGGCAUCCCAGAUGCAUGCUGUUGGCUUUAAACCUAAGGAACAGCAGUCGGAGCAUGAGGCAAAAACAGCUGAGAAUACAGCAAAAAGUGAUGUCAAUCUGGUUGUGAAAAAGGUAGCCAAGAAGGCCAGGAGGUUGAAAAUAAAUUGUUCGAAAAGCGCUGAAGUAAUUCCUACGGGCAUCGCUUCGCCAGAACAAAUGAGACAGGUACAGUCAACGGGCACAGUUGAGGCAGCAGAAUCUAAGCCGAACACAGAUGUCGACCUCCCGCAGAAAAGGAUGAUCAAGAAGGUUAGGAAUUUGACACUCGACUGCUCUAAAAAUGCCGAAGCAGACCCUGCGGAUAGCAUCCUUGUGGUCGGUGCCAAAGAUACCAAGGAAGUUAAAAAUGUGCCAAAAAGACGGAAAACAACGGAACUUCAAGCACAUCCGCAGCUUUUACACGACACCAAGGAAGAGUUGCCAGACAGCGGCAUUUCCAGGGCGGUCGAUCCAGCACAGAACGAUACGAGUGCGCAAGUCGUUUCUCAUCUACGAAAAAGUCAUAGCAGUCAGAAAGGCAGAUGUGUUCAGCCAGCAGACACUCACGAUGUAGGAAGAACUGACGACAUAAACAACAACAAAUUGUCUGAGAACGCAGCCGCUCGAGAACCAAACACCCUGGAAUCUGACCAAGCCAAUCGGCGCGUGUCCGUUACGACUUCUGAGACCUCGUCCGACCGCAGCCAGCUGCACCCUCAGCGCGAGGCCGGAGACGUGGGCCGCUCGGUCCUCGCCCCCGAGCCGGGGCUCACCGUGCGCUCGGCAGCGCCUCUCACGGCGACGGCCCGCCGGCCUAGCGGCGUGCCGGUUACCAUCGAGGUCACAGAGCCGCCGCUGCCUCCUGGCGCAGCGCGCGGAGCGCAGGAGCUGCUCGAUGGGGCGGCGCGGAAGCUGUCCGGUGACGUGGUGCAGAAGCUGCCCCAUGACACGGCGCAGAAGCUGCCCGGUGACGCGGUGCAGAAGCUGCCCCAUGGAGCGGCGCAGAAGCUGCCGCCCGGUGACGCGGUGCAGAAGCUGCCCGGUGACGUGGUGCAGAAGCUGCCCCAUGACACGGCGCAGAAGCUGCCCGGUAACGCGGUGCAGAAGCUGCUUCAUGGUGCGACGCAGAAGAUGCCCGGUGACGAGGCGCAGAAGCUGCCCGACGGCGCAGCUCACGGCUGGCCCGAACACCGGCCGGACAGGUGGAGGUGUGCUUCGAAUUCGGAGCACGAGGACGGCAGUGGGUCCUUGUCGAGUGGGGUGCGUCCCGAGAGGUCGGGACGAGCGUCGCCUUUGAGAACGUGGAGUCGGAAGGCUUCAGAGACGGCUACCGGUGAUCAGGAGGCAGUGGACCCCAGCGCCAAAUCAGUCGGCCCACAGUCGAUUGAAGACGGCAAUGCAAGCAAAACAAAAACUCCACCAUCCACAGUGUUGCCUUAUCGUGUUUCAUUGAACGGAAACGCCUCCGAAAGGACAGAGGCUACAGAUGAGCACAGGAAUGCUGAUGAAAAGCCGAAAAUAUCAGAUGUCAAGACUGCUGCCGCGCCAUCUUUGCUGACAGCAUCUGGGUCUACGGGAGCUGAGAUGCAUCAUUCAUCGAAGAAAAAUGUAAAAUCCGCCCCAGGCUCUGCUGUUCUUGACAAGGCGACACCAGCCCCUGUUGAACAAGACGCUGCAAUCAAGAAAGGCAGCGCAAAGAACGUAAGCCAAGCCAUGGAACAAAAACCAUCAACGUUAACUCAAACGCCUACAGUCGGCGAAAAGGGCACCUGCAGUUUCAAUCCCACCGGAACUCACUCACCAAAGGCCGCUUUGCCGGAAACCUCAUCGUCCGUUGAAUGCAUACACCUCGGAGAUGUGGGACCGGACCAAAGACUUCCAGCGAAAAAACCGCCGCGGAAGGUAGCGCCCUUGCCCCCGAAACCGUCGGUCCCUGCUCAGAGUGACAGCGGAGCGUCAAGCGUGGGAAAUCAGAACGCACCUCCUGGGCGCGUUGCAGUGAAGAAGCCUGGCACACGCCCUGUGAACGUCCAAAAUGGUGAUAUCCCGCCGGUGAGGAAGGUAAAGUUGGUCAAGAAGCGACUGGAUCCCUCCGCCGAAAUAAAGCACAUCAAACUGACGCCGGUGCAGCGCGCUAAUGGUAUCGCAGCCACCGGAAAUAAUCUGUCGCGUUUGUCACCGUUCUUGCUUGCGGACCAAGAGAGGAAAAAUGCACUCAAUAGUAACCGGUCAAAUGCCUCGAAGUCCAUGUCAGCUGCUCGUCUUUCUUCCUCCGAUGCCUUACAUGCAAGCAAGAACGGUGAUAAUCGCGAAGUGACGGGAACGUCGAACAAAAAGUCAGCGAAGACAUCGAGAAGCGCAAAGCAAUCUGGGAACCAUGCCAAGCACAAAGUAAAAAGCAAAGGCUCAAAACAUUCCAGAAGAAAUGACUGUGCAGAUGGUCAGCUGGUGGAAUCAGCAACUUUGAGCCCGGAGCCUUCCAAAGCCAAGUCAAAGACGAGGAGUUCUGGCAAGAGUGGAGAUCGGAACUCUCGUAGCGCUCCAGGUAUACCAUCUCGGAAGUCUGUGAGUAGCUCUGUUUCAGAGAGCUGCUCAUCAAGUGAAGAAGAUUCUGAGGAAGAACUUUCGCCCCUAGAAAAGGCGAAGCGAAGAAUUCGGGAGGAGAAGGAGCGGGAAGAAGCGCGUAAAAUCGAGAAGUUUCGUCAGAGAGGACAAAAAGCGAAGAUGAAAAUGGAGCGACUGCGGAUGGAAGAUGAUCCCGUUACGUACAUGCAGAAUCCGGCAAAUCACAGAUUCGCUUUCAGGAUAAAGCGCGAAGAUUUAGAGCGACAGCAAAAACAGAAUCAAGAAAACACAAUUAUUGGGAUCCAGGGCGCAGUACCAGCCCCUGCCGACGGUGUGACGUCACGAGAGGCCGGCGGCCGGCUGCCGGCGGUCGAUGACAUCGACGAGGCCCCCUUCGACAGGCGGCGGGGGCCGCUGGGCGGGCCGCCGCCCCGGUUCCGUCAGUACAGCGCCGACGACUUCCACCUGCUCCGCGUGCUCGGCAAGGGCGCGUUCGGGAAGGUCGAGAGCAUCUCGAGCGGAAGUGUUCCCUUCAAGAAUGAGGGAAUUUGUGGCAGGUGAUGCUGGCUAGGAUGAAGGACACCAGAAACUACUUCGCAAUUAAAUGCCUUCGCAAGGACAAGAUUGUAGACGAUGAAGACGUCGAGG
Molecule: messenger RNA, 4100 nt
Organism: Pollicipes pollicipes
Lineage: Eukaryota; Metazoa; Arthropoda; Thecostraca; Pollicipedomorpha; Pollicipedidae
Exons: 3
Coding region: 528-4013 (1161 amino acids)
Source: RefSeq, a predicted model, not a curated record